CUCUUCACUACAACUUCGGUGCUCAAUCAACAUUGGCGGCACACUCACUGGAUUCCGACAUCUCAGUGCGACUAUUCUUAGUUUCUUUCUUAGGAUAGUUCCUUUAUUGCCUUUUGAGAUAUGAGUCAACAGUCAUGGCGGAUCCCGUCGAUGUUGAUGUCGAUACUAUAAUUGAAAGAUUGCUGGAAGUAAGAGGAAGUCGUCCUGGUAAACAAGUGCAACUCGCCGAACAUGAAAUUCGAUUUCUUUGCCAAAAGGCUCGUGAGAUCUUCAUGAGUCAGCCCAUCCUCUUGGAGUUGGAGGCACCCAUCAAGAUUUGUGGUGACAUACACGGGCAAUACUAUGACCUGUUGAGACUUUUUGAAUAUGGAGGCUUCCCACCAGAAGCAAAUUAUUUGUUUUUGGGAGAUUAUGUUGACAGAGGCAAACAAUCACUUGAGACCAUAUGUUUGCUGCUCUCCUACAAAAUUAAAUACCCAGAAAACUUUUUUAUUCUUCGUGGAAAUCACGAAUAUGCAAGCAUAAAUCGUAUAUAUGGCUUCUACGACGAAUGUAAACGACGGUACAACAUCAAGCUAUGGAAGACUUUCACAGACUGUUUCAACUGCCUUCCAAUCGCCGCUAUAAUCGACGAAAAGAUCUUCUGUAUGCACGGUGGUCUUUCUCCUGACUUGCAAAGCAUGGAACAAAUUCGCCGAGUCAUGCGUCCUACUGAUGUUCCUGACACAGGUCUUCUCUGUGAUUUGUUAUGGGCAGAUCCCGACAAAGAUAUCACUGGAUGGAGUGAGAACGACAGAGGUGUUUCAUUUACUUUUGGACCUGAUGUUGUUACUCGCUUCCUUCAAAAGCACGAUAUGGACCUCAUCUGUCGUGCACAUCAAGUUGUUGAAGAUGGUUAUGAGUUUUUCGCAAAGAGACAGUUGGUUACCUUGUUCUCCGCACCAAAUUAUUGUGGUGAAUUCGAUAACGCUGGCGCCAUGAUGAGCGUCGACCAAACCCUCAUGUGUAGUUUCCAGAUCUUAAAGCCGGCGGAAAAGAAAUCAAAGUACGUUAACAUGGCAGGUCAAUCAGCAGGCGCACAGCGAGGCAAGAAGAAGAAGAACGUUGGUGCAUGAUAUUAGAAUCACGAUGUCAAACAGGCAAAGCACUCCGUACCCUUUUAUCACAACUCUCUCUCUAUCUCUCUCUUCCUUCAUUUCCUUCUUAUUUCCUUUUUUCCACUAUAUCUUUUCUUUCUCUCUGAAUGUAUGCAAUUGUUCUAUAAAUGCGCGUUGGACAUGGAUCCAAAAGUCCGUCAGUACACAGUGUGUGCGAGACUUUCAUCUUUAUUUUUUCGUGUGCGGGUUCA
Molecule: messenger RNA, 1348 nt
Organism: Umbelopsis ramanniana AG
Lineage: Eukaryota; Fungi; Mucoromycota; Umbelopsidomycetes; Umbelopsidales; Umbelopsidaceae
Exons: 8
Coding region: 135-1115 (326 amino acids)
Cellular component (GO): cytoplasm; nucleus
Molecular function (GO): protein serine/threonine phosphatase activity
Source: RefSeq, a predicted model, not a curated record